Messenger RNA from Diaporthe citri, 255 nucleotides. RefSeq lists its product as uncharacterized. The coding region runs from base 1 to 255 and encodes 84 amino acids. The transcript has 2 exons. The record is from RefSeq and is a predicted model, not a curated record. Lineage: Eukaryota; Fungi; Ascomycota; Sordariomycetes; Diaporthales; Diaporthaceae.
AUGAUGCACUGUAAGGCAUACAGGCUGAUAGAUUUCUACGGUGAUAACGAAGCGACUAGUGGUUGGCGUCUCCUCGCCGGUCUCACCAAGGAGCAAUCCUACAUAUGCGCUGAGUCGAUUGCCAUGUUGUGUCUCGCUGCUGGUCUAGCUGACUUGAGCCCAAUUGAUUUGCCCUGGGGUUACAAGUAUACUAUCUCAGACUAUGGGGAAAUCAUCGGCUACGAGGACGAGCUAAGGGAUUGGAUCUUCUUGUAA